AAGAAAGCUCCCAAUCUUGCUCUCAAUAUCGACGGUAAUAUAAGGGCCGCUUCUCAACAUUUUCUCCAACCAUCGGAUACAACAAUGCAUCCUCCUCUCUCUCGAUUACUCCUAAAAUGGCAUCUCUGGAACGUGAAGGACUAGAGCGGACUAAAUCAGAAGAGGACAUACUGGAAAGAUUGUCCCACGUGGUGGAAAUAUCAGAUGAAGACCGUAUAUUUCCACCAGAAACUCAUUUCCUACCUCUAACCGGUGUUGAUUUUGGACUUUCAUCGCCUCAGCACAAGGCAGUAAAGCCUCUAGCUCCGCCUAAGCUGGAAAUACCCCCAACUUACUUUCCGUCCGAGACAUCUAUUGAUUCAGCAAAGUUGUUCGCUCCUUCUACUCAGCCUUUAUCUGCCCGAGUGUCAAAAUGCCUGUCACCCAAGCAACUUGACUCAGAGCAAGAAGCCAUGACAAAUUUCCCAGAAGAAUCAUACGAUAAUUCUGCACACGAUGUGUUUACCGAACAGCGGCCUGCUACACCACUGGGUGUAUUGAACCCACCGUUUCCAUAUCCCGGUGAAGAUCAUGGAUUGCCGGAUCCAUUAUUCAAACCCGGUGUAUACCUUGGAACAUUAAGACAAUCAAACCAGAAGCUUGGCGAUAGGAACGUUGUAUAUGCAACUAUCAGUAAAAGUGCGGUAUCCCACGGCUGGACCUCUCCCGUUGUACUAACCGCCCACAAAGUCAAUAAGUAUGGAGCGCACUGUAAACUUAACCGACAACCCAGAGUCAAGUUUGAGGAAAUUAAUUUUCGUGAUGAUCUCAAAGACAAAUGUCAGACAUACGAAGCAAUGAGGGAACUUGUUGAGCGCAGGAUCAGUGGAUGGUACGAGACAUAUGAGGUUCGCUAUGCGAGGAUAUCAUAAUCAGAACACAAGAGCAAUAUUCGAAUUCCUAUUGGGGGCCGGGCCAUGCCACUGCCAUACAUGAUGUUGCAUCUAUCAAUCGAUUUCAACAACAAACUGGGCUUGUGGAUGUCGCUUUUGAUGGAGGGUCUCCGACACUACAGAAUGUUGCAAUUUAAAUUCUCAAUAUGUAACUGGCACCCCACGCAUCAAAAUCAGUUCAUCCUAAUCUCAGUGACAGAUGUGGGAGAUCCAUUCUGGCCUUUUUGGUGGAUAUUGAGCAAAUCUUGCAGCGGUGAUUGCUUAGGGAGGGAAAAUCUCAUGCCAGAGAUACCGGAACAUAACUGAAGGGCCCUUCCUUCUAGGGCAGUCCAGGUAUUGAACCGUACCGUGCGAAAAUGGGAGAAUAAAUUAUACACCUUCCUGAGAGGGUAAGAUUUUAUGUUGUCA
Botrytis cinerea B05.10 is the source of this 1340-nucleotide messenger RNA. RefSeq lists its product as hypothetical. The record is from RefSeq and is a predicted model, not a curated record. Lineage: Eukaryota; Fungi; Ascomycota; Leotiomycetes; Helotiales; Sclerotiniaceae. The transcript has a single exon. The coding region runs from base 117 to 911 and encodes 264 amino acids.